Messenger RNA from Phytophthora infestans T30-4, 3855 nucleotides. RefSeq lists its product as uncharacterized. The record is from RefSeq and is a predicted model, not a curated record. The transcript has a single exon. Gene Ontology annotation, cellular component: plasma membrane; cytoplasm. Gene Ontology annotation, molecular function: syntaxin binding; myosin II binding; GTPase activator activity. NCBI's taxonomy places the organism in Eukaryota, Oomycota, Peronosporomycetes, Peronosporales, Peronosporaceae. The coding region runs from base 19 to 3855 and encodes 1278 amino acids. Gene Ontology annotation, biological process: regulation of exocytosis.
GUCGCUAAUCUUGACGGCAUGGGGAACAAGGCGAGCCGCUCAACGUCAGCCUCGCAGACGGCGCUAGAGUCGCUGCUGACUCGUCCCAGCGCCUUACAGCUAGGAAUGUUCGCACUGCAUGCGACAGCGCAUCACGGCGUGCCGAGCAACACCAAAACGUUGGCCUUCUGUGGCCUACAGGGGAUACUGGCAGUGGGCACCGCAUCUGGAGCCGUUAAGCUCUAUGGUGACGACGGACUGGAAGUUCUUUUAGAAGGACCCGAGUCUGCGUCGCACUUGGCGAUAGGCGUCACGCAUCUCCAGUUCACUGCGCGCCAGCGACUGGUCGUUGGGUACACGGACAGUUCCCUACGCGUAUUCGACUUGGCGUCUGGCGCCGUGCUCUGUUGCGUAUCGGACGCCUGGACCACGAGCGUCCUCACGAGUGUCGAGACCUUACACUACACUAAUUUCCCCUUCUUUUUCGUGGCCACGGACGAUGGAGAUGUCCACGUUGUGCACGAGGAGACGGGUCGUGUCAGUACUUACGCCAUCCGACCGCAGGACCUAUCGGCGCCCAAUGCUGAGGGAGUCACAGCCAUGGCAGCCCACCCAAGAGACGGCAAUCUGUUGCUCGUCGCCUACGACACGUGUCCUGCCGUGCUGCUGUGGGACUUUGCCAAGCGUAAAGUGGUGCGCGAGUUCACGCUGUCCGGUAAGGCUCACAAACUGGCAUCUCCGCAAUCGUCACUCCCGCCAGCCGAGUCUUCUGGUGAUGGAGAGUUCAUCUACAAUUCACCGCAAUCUUUAUCCUGGCACUCGAGCGGUAAACGAUUUGUAGCAGGGUACAAACACGGAGGGUUUGCGGUCUUCCGCGUGGAUAAAUCUCACGGUAUGUAUCGAUACGUUGCUGAGACUGCACCUAGUGAGAAAGCUACGCCCGUGAGGCAGAUCAAGUGGAUCUGUGCACCGCCAACCUCCAAAAGCGCUGCUCUUCCGGGCGCUAUUGUCUUUGCUGGAGGUCGCUCAGAGCCUGGAGAGUCCAAAGUGCUCACUCUCGUCCACCCAUCGAGCGAAGGACGCAGCAGCGAGGACACACUGACGGAUCUCGUUAAAGCAGAGAAACUGACUUGGUUUGUGACUACGAUCGAGUCGGCGAAUCACGCAGAAAUCGUCGCGUUCGAGGCCGCACAGGACCAAGUGGACUACAGCGAAAAGAUAGCUCCACUUUCCCUCAUCAUCCUCUCCGGAAACCCACUGGACGGCUGCUUGCCGACCGUAAGUGUGCAAAGCCUGCCGUGUUUUGUCAAGCUCUGCGAUGGCGACAAAGAAGAAUGGGAGUGGCGGAUGGAGCGACUUCCAGAGCCUGCAGUCAUCGCCCCGCUGCUGCAGCUCAGCCCGCUCAAGACGUUUACCCUAGUUAAUCUAUCACACUCGGACAGCACGCUGCAAGAUGAUUUAUACUCGACGUGGAACCAAGCAAAGUACAAUCCUCUGUUCCGCUUGGCUGAGAGUGGAGACUUUGACUGGCCCAUCAAUGGAGGCAGCGUGCUGGAACCGAUGCUCAAGGGCUUCCUCGCUACAAGUGGCGCACUUGACAAUGGAACGGACAUUGCGCCCAACGGUAUGAUGUUGUUGACUGGCCACACGAAUGGGGGCGUGAUGUUCUGGGAAGCUCAAACAGCUGGAGAUCACUUUAGCAAGGGUGCUAUUCGCUUGCUUCAUGUUGUGGAUACACCGCUGCAGAUGUCUCCUGCCCCAGUCAACCCAGAGAUAACCUGUCUGUCAUUCUGCGCCGACUCGCGCACUCUAGUCGUCGGUUUUGCGUCUGGAGAGGUCGCAAUUCUGGAGUUUGAUCAGCUAAAUUCACGUCCGUCGACUAACGAGAGAGAGCGAAAUGUGAACAGGGAAGUGGGCCAAAAGCCAGCAGCAGAACAACAGAGCUCUUCGAUAGACCCAACAGUCCAAGAAGAAGAAGAAGAAGAAGAAGAAGAAAAAGAAGAAGAAGCUGGCUUCCGUACGCUGUUCUCCAUCCAUGUCCACACUGAGCCGAUCUCGAAACUGGUGAUGUCGUCCUUGUAUGGAUAUGUGGCUAUAGCAGACGCAGCUGCCAUGGUGUCGCUUGUCGAGAUCAAGACGCAGAAUUUCCAGCUCUUGGUGUGCGAUAUCUCGCCACUUGGAGACGAAUCGAUGCUGGUGGAUUCCUUGCUGAUGAGUGAACUUGUGCAAGCGACUGAAAUUCCGGGAAGUGGGUCGUCAUCCUCAGAACCCCACGGAAGCACCAGAAGUGGCAAAGAAUCAUCAGGUAUAGCCAGAAGUCACGGCGGUGACACAAACCAGAGCGUGAUACAGCACCGCGAAGUGAUUCCUGUGCUCUUCGUCGGACGUGGCAGCGGGAAACUGGAAAUGUUCCAUAUGCAGUCGGCCACCAAGAUGGGAGAAACGCUGGUGGACCCAGACAAGUCCACAAGUUUGUCGUCGAUCAUCAUGGUAGACGGCGAUGGCAAACGGAUCGAGAUUCCAGGGCGCAAGUGGGUCAAGCAAGUUAAAGCUCGCUUGGAUCAUGAUGCUGCUGCUUCGUCAGAUAUGGUGGAGCCACAGCUGGUGGGGACUGCGCCACAGGUGGACGUUAGUGAUACUGCCACAGAUCAGUCGACUCAGCAAGUGCCAAACGCGGAUUUGGAACUAACGCAGCAGCUUGUGACUGAAGCGAAGAAGGGACGAUUGAUGACUGCAACUACUGAAGCGCCAGUGCAAGAAUCUCCGAGUUGGGAACAAAGAAAUCUCGUUCAAGUUCGCGCUCCUCCAGGCUCACUUGGACUGCAUCUCUUUAUGGAGAUAGAGCAACACGCAGUGGUGAAAGGGUUUGCGGAGGACAGCAACACAGCAGCUUUGUUCACCGCGAAGGGGGUCGGCGCAGGGCACACUCUUACAGCGAUUAAUGGAGUGGAUGUGACGCCCCUGAACCGAGAUUCAGUGUGCCGUGUGCUCGAAGAACUCCGAGAGCGUGAAAAAGCUCUUGUUUUCGCUGAGGGUUUUACUGAAUCUGGAGCUGUCGACGUCCUGGCUGGGACGUCUAGGAGCCUUGCGGAGAUGGAACAACCGCGAUUCUUAGUGUGCGUUUGCGGCAGAUUGAUCCACGUGGUGCUGGCAACUGUCCCUCGAGCAGCGGAGAUGGCGCUGGGUCCAAAGGACAUUCCAGCUCAACCUCUUGCAAGUAUCGAUCUACCUGGUUCUGUGCUUGUCGCUUCGGUUGUUCGAGUGCCGGUGGGCGAAAGUGUCGAGAACUGCCUUGCUGUCGUCGACCAGAGUAAAUGCGUGUACAUUCUCUCGCUUCUGUCAUUAAAGAUGGUCUGGAAGGCGGAAAGUGGCUUUGGCUCCGGUUUGGGUCGCAGUGGUCUAGUAGACGGCAUCCUGUCGGACAUUUCAUACGGUGGGGAGCUUGUGGUCGCCAAUACUCUGGGGGAAGUGGAACGAUUCUCUCUCUUCGCUGAGGCAACAACGAUGGAGAACGCGAUGCUGGAGCGCAAAUCGAUCAAGACGCGCUUACAUUUGGUUGAACGUGCAGCCUUGUUCAAUCAAACAGCGUCUGCUUUAACCACAGAUAGCGGCAAAAAGCGAGGAAUUGCGGCGGAUGCUGGCAAAAUGUUCAAGAAGUUGGUACUUAGCGUCACCCAGGAGGCCACAGACUUGAACAAAGUGUUCCAGUUUUCGACUGAAGAGGACGAACGGAAGCGCCUGAUGGGAGAUCGACCGUCUCAUACCAAAGACACUGAGAGCGCCACUGCAAAGACCGAGACGGGAUUAAAUGCGACAAAGGAUACCCUCAUGCAGGCGCACCAGGUAGAGGCUGAAGUACCAAGUGUAUGCAACUAA